CAUCCGAAGCCACCGGAAGUGUGAGUUAUCUGUCCCCGCCCCGGGAGCUCAGUCAAUCCAACCUGAAGAGAAGGCGAGUCCACGGCUAAAAAUAUAAUAGCUAACACAAGAUGGCCGGUUUGCCUCGUAGGAUUAUAAAGGAGACACAGCGGUUGAUGGCAGAGCCCGUUCCAGGGAUCACGGCUACGCCUGACGAAGGGAACGCACGCUACUUCCAUGUGGUCAUCGCGGGGCCUCAAGACUCUCCUUUUGAAGGAGGCACAUUUAAACUUGAACUAUUUCUUCCAGAAGAGUAUCCCAUGGCAGCUCCCAAAGUGCGAUUCAUGACCAAAAUCUAUCACCCCAAUGUCGACAAACUGGGAAGAAUAUGUUUAGACAUUUUGAAAGACAAGUGGUCUCCAGCCCUGCAGAUCCGUACAGUGUUGCUAUCUAUCCAGGCGUUAUUAAGUGCUCCCAAUCCAGACGACCCCCUGGCAAACGACGUCGCAGAGCAGUGGAAGAAAAACGAAAGCCAUGCCAUCGAGACAGCCCGAACAUGGACCAGGCUCUACGCGGGCAACACUGAAGUAUAGAAGAAACGAGACGAGGCGCCUGAAUGUGAUCUACAAAAAUGUACUCCUAUUCUGUCAACAUUUGAAUUUAACGGACACAAAAAAAAAGAGAAAAAAAGAAAAAAAGAUUAUAAGUCCAAAAUCUAUUUGAAAGAAAUGACGAGAUUUACUGCUGCAAACCUCUGGGUGACUUAUUUUCCUCUCUAAGACGCGUUAAAUGUGUGUUAGCCUUUUUUGUUUUUCCUGUGUUGCUAUUUAAAUGCAUGGACAGAGAAUGACACCCUCCCCACUACAGUCUUAAAACCAAUCACAUGCAAUAUGUCGUCCCGAACUGGGCGCAUACUGGUACGUUUGCAAAAUAUACAUGCAUUAAAGCUGUCCUUCUUUUAACACGUGCAUCAUUUGUCAGCACAUCUGUAUGUCUUUUUGUGUUAUUUCAGCACAUAGAGAGUGUACAGCUGUCUCCACUUCGUAGUAAGCAGACCAAAAAAAAAAUAAAAAAUCUGAAUGGCGAGCUUUCCCCACUUCACGUCCAACCACGAGGUUAGUUCGAGUUCCACUCCGGUGAGUCUGUGCUUUAUAGCACUUCACAACACUGAGCAUUUAGUAGGAUGUGCAGCUCGGCAUCGUCCCAGGAGCACACGGAGGGGCACUUGAUACUAAACACAGUGUGUUCAUUGCACAGAAAAACUGAUCCUAAGGCACGGAAAUUUUAGGCAUUGAAAUAUAACCCCAAGAAAACUAACUAUGACCGCACCUUUUUAUUUAUAGCCAACGUUUUUACUGUAAAAUACAUUUUCAAGCUGACAAAUUUGCCGGUAACAGCAUUUAAAAAGCAUUUAACCGAUUAUUAGUGUAAAUUUGUGGUUGCAGCAGAUGUAAUCUUGCCUUUAUUAUCAUUAUUUGCAUCUUAACUUUGCUCUUAGGUUGAUUUAAAAAAAAAAAAUAGAAUUAUGUUUAAAAUAAUCCACAAUCUGCUAAUUUAACGUGUUCAUAGUCGGAAAGUUAGAAUGAAAUCUAAUCCCGGGUGUUAUGCUUUUCUCAGCUAUCAGUCUCCAGCCCCCCGGGGUUGACCGUUUGGGGAGGGUGAGUCGAGUACUUCCUCAUGCUUAAAAAAAAAAUAAAAAUAAGUCAUUCGCAGCACAUUGAGAAAGGUAGAGCGACGCAGAACUCUUUGUGUCCGCGUGUGGUAGGAGAUUAAAAUGUGUUGUAAAUGACGUCAUUUUUUCUUUCUUUUUAAGAGUGUAGGAAGUUUUUAUUUUCCUCUUCUUUUUUUUUUUUUUUUAAACUGUCUGUCCAUGCUAUAUAUGUUGCCUGGUGUCUAUUUUAUUUCCAGUGUUACUUCAUUAAAAAAAAAAAAGGCAUAACCAAACUGAUUUCAGGACGGUUUCAAACUAGUCGUCAUCUCGGGUGUUUGUGGCAUUGAGCAGUUUUUUUGUUUUCUGUUGUUUUAUUUUUUGUUUUGUUUUGUCUUUUUUAAGGGUUUCUCAGAGAGUUGUUCUCCCUGCUUUUGCUCUUUCAUUUGAUGACUGAUGUGUGAUGAUUAUUCAAGUGCAUUUAAUCGAAUCCCGAGGGGAAAAUUUGGUCGUUGUCGUAGCAGAGGAAAAAAAAAAGAAAAGAAAAUGUGACAAAUAAAACAAGUUAAAGAUA
Mugil cephalus (flathead mullet) is the source of this 2201-nucleotide messenger RNA. RefSeq names its product ubiquitin-conjugating enzyme E2Nb (gene ube2nb). Bases 111 to 572 code for a protein of 153 amino acids. The transcript has 4 exons. The record is from RefSeq and is a predicted model, not a curated record. NCBI's taxonomy places the organism in Eukaryota, Metazoa, Chordata, Actinopteri, Mugiliformes, Mugilidae.